Messenger RNA from Adineta ricciae, 393 nucleotides. NCBI's taxonomy places the organism in Eukaryota, Metazoa, Rotifera, Eurotatoria, Adinetida, Adinetidae. The record is from the annotation of a GenBank genome assembly.
AUGGCAUAUGCAUAUACACCAAACAAUGACAUGAAAACACCGUAUCCACCAGGUUAUCCAAUGAAUCCCGGUAUGCCAACACCCAAUCAACCGCCAUACUACAAUACUCCAGUUCCCCCACCAGUCCCUGUUAUUCAGCCAGUGACAGUUGUUCAACCGAUGGGUUUCGGUCAUAUGCCACAAGCCGCUCAAUGUUCAGCUUGUCGACAACAAAUUGUCACAAACGUUCGAUAUGAAUCUGGUGGCGGCACAUGGCUAUUUGCAUUUCUAAUUUGUAUUUUCGGUGGUUUUCUCGGUUGUUGUUUCAUUCCCUUUUGCGUCAGCUCAUGUCAAGAUGCUGUACACACAUGUCCAGCGUGUCAUGCACCAGUUGGUCGAAAAAAUGUCCUUUAA